This is a messenger RNA of Medicago truncatula (barrel medic), 3154 nucleotides long. Its product is annotated as protein FAR-RED IMPAIRED RESPONSE 1. Bases 349 to 2784 code for a protein of 811 amino acids. Gene Ontology annotation, molecular function: zinc ion binding. Lineage: Eukaryota; Viridiplantae; Streptophyta; Magnoliopsida; Fabales; Fabaceae. The transcript has 8 exons. The record is from RefSeq and is a predicted model, not a curated record. Gene Ontology annotation, biological process: regulation of DNA-templated transcription.
UGUGGAGACAAAAAAAUAAACAAAGACACAAAAAAGGGACAACAAAAUUAGUACAGGACGCGCCGUGAAUGCAGAGGCAGAUUGCAGCGAGUGAAACAAGCGAGUUGAGUUUGAGUUCAAUUCAGUUCCGAUCUCAUCCAUAAUUCAAUUUUGAUUUUUUCCCCCAAAUUUUCAAAACCCUAGCUUUCUCACUCGCGUUUUUCCCCCACUCGCGGAUCCACUUCACAUUUUUCGUACUCGCAGCUCGUCAUUUUUCACCGCUCUUUAAGGAAGUGGCCGCAGCCCGGCUACAAUUGGAUUCCUACUAGUUCAUCAAAAUGGAAUGGCAGUAGUGCAGUGAGUGGAAGUAUGGGUGACUCUGUCAAUGAAGAGCAUCACACAAGUGGUGCACUGGUUGCUUCUCCUAAGAGGGGCAUAGCUUUCUUUGAAGGGGACACGGAUUUUGAGCCACCUAAUGGCAUUGAAUUUGAAACUCAUGAAGCAGCAUAUUCAUUUUAUCAAGAGUAUGCCAAAUCUAUGGGAUUCACCACUUCCAUUAAAAACAGCAGACGAUCAAAGAAGACCAAAGAAUUUAUUGAUGCCAAAUUUGCAUGCUCUAGGUAUGGAGUAACACCUGAGUCUGAUGGUAGGAGCAGUCGAAGAUCAAGUGUAAAGAAGACAGAUUGCAAAGCUUGCAUGCACGUAAAAAGAAACCCAGAUGGGAAAUGGAACAUUUUUGAAUUUAUAAAGGAUCACAAUCAUGAACUUUUACCAGCUUUGGCAUAUCAUUUUCGGAUUCAUGGAAACGUGAAGUUGGCUGACAAGAAUAAUAUUGAUAUCUUGCAUGCUGUUAGUGAACGCACCCGAAAGAUGUAUGUUGAAAUGUCUAGACAAUCUGGUGGCUGUCAAAACAUUGGGUCAAUCAUGGGUGAUACGAGUUAUCAGUUUGACAGAGGGCAGUAUCUGGCUUUGGAUGAGGGAGAUGGGCAAGUUAUGGUGGAGUAUUUCAAGCAUAUUCAAAAGGAGGAUCCCAACUUCUUCUAUUCUAUAGAUUUAAACGAGGAACAACGUUUAAGAAAUAUAUUUUGGGUUGAUUCAAAAAGCAUUGAUGAUUAUCUCAGCUUUAAUGAUGCAGUUUCAUUUGAUACUUCCUACAUAAAAAGCAAUGAUAAGUUGCCUUUUGCUCCUUUUGUUGGAGUGAACCAUCACUCCCAACCUAUAUUGCUUGGAUGUGCAUUGGUUGCUGAUGAGACUAAGCCAACUUUUGUUUGGUUACUGAAGACAUGGCUUAGAGCGAUGGGAGGGCAAGCUCCCAAAGUUAUAGUCACUGAUCAAGACAAAGCCUUGAAGGAAGCAAUUGAAGAAGUCUUCCCAAGUGUACGUCAUUGCUUUUCUCUUUCGCACAUAAUGGAAAAGAUACCUGAAAAUCUGUCUUUUGUGAUCAAACAGUAUAAGAACUUCUUGCCAAAGUUUAAGAAUUGCAUUUUUAAGUCUUGGACAGAUGAACAGUUUGACAUGAGAUGGUGGGAAAUAGUGACUAUAUUUGAACUCCAUGAUGAUGUUUGGUUUCACUCAUUGUACGAAGACCGGAAAAAGUGGGUACCGACAUACAUGGGAGAUGUCUUUUUAGCUGGAACGUCCACAGCUCAACGUUCCGAAAGUAUGAACUCUUUCUUUGACAAAUACAUUCAUAAGAAAAUCACCCUUAAAGAGUUUGUGAAACAGUAUAGGUUAAUUCUUCUGAAUAGGUAUGAUGAGGAAGAAAUUGCAGAUUUUGAUACAUUGCACAAACAGCCUGCACUUAAAUCUCCUUCACCUUGGGAAAAACAAAUGUCAACAAUUUAUACACAUGCAAUAUUUAAGAAAUUCCAAGUUGAAGUGUUGGGUGUAGCUGGAUGUCAAUCUAGGAUAGAGGUUGGAGAUGGAACUGCUGUGAGAUAUAUAGUUCAAGAUUAUGAGAAGGAUGAAGAGUUUUUGGUAACUUGGAAAGAGUUGAGCUCAGAGGUCUCUUGCUUCUGUCGAUUGUUCGAAUAUAAAGGUUUCCUUUGCAGGCAUGCAUUGAGUGUUCUCCAACGCUGCGGUUGUUCAAGUGUUCCAUCUCAUUAUAUCAUGAAGAGAUGGACCAAAGAUGCCAAAAUUAGGGAACCCGCAGCAGAUAGGACACAAAGGAUACAAACUAGGCCUCAACGUUAUAAUGAUUUGUGCAAACGGAGUAUUGCGUUGAGUGAAGAAGGAUCAUCAUCCGAAGAGAGUUAUAAUAUUGCUUUGCGCGCGCUUAUUGAUGCUUUGAAGAACUGUGUACUUGUAAAUAACUCUAACGACAAUGGUGCAGAAACUGGCAACAAUGGUUACAGUCUUCGCGAAGCAGAAGAAUAUCAGAGUACCCUUGCUUCAAAACCAAGUAAGAAGAGGAACACAACUAGGAAAAGAAAGGUGCAACGAGAGCAGAGUCCUGUGCUUGUCGAUGCUCAAGAUACCCUUCAGCAAAUGGAUAAUCUUAGCUCGGAUGCAAUUGCCCUUAAUGGAUAUUAUGGUACUCAGCAGAAUGUGCAAGGACUGCAUGUACAGUUGAACUUAAUGGAGCCACCUCAUGAUGGUUACUAUGUUAAUCAACACAGCAUGCAAGGCCUGGGUCCAUUGAAUUCUAUGGCUCCGAGCCAUGAUGGGUAUUUUGGAACACAACAAAGCAUUCAUGGGAUGGGAGGGCAAUUGGAGUAUCGUCCGACAACCACUUUUGGAUAUAGCCUUCAGGAUGAGCCUGAUCCUGAUCCACACUUUCACAGCAACAGUUCAAGAAAUACUUAGAAUUUGUCUCUUCUCUGAUAUGGUAGCUUCCUCAGAAGCUAUGUGUGAGGUGAUUGAAAAGAGAACUGAAAGAACUUGGAAAUUCAUUAUCUUCACAACAGUUCAUUUUCAUACUCAACUUCUGAAGAAGUUUCUGUAACUAUCUAUUAUGUACCAUUGAAGUUUACCUCAUGUAACCUUCCUGUAUUUUUACAUAGAAAUUGCCCAUUGAAAUCUAGGUAAAUUAUAAGAUCUACAAGAAUUCAAAAUGAACUUUGACAGGUGAGAAUUGGCUAUUGAUGAAAACAUCCAUCUGCCUUAGAUGGAGUGAACUUUUUAUAUUGAACCUGACCACAUUUUUGGUGAGAAAUCCAAUUUCAUCACUUCCGAA